Molecule: messenger RNA, 1815 nt
Organism: Nilaparvata lugens (brown planthopper)
Lineage: Eukaryota; Metazoa; Arthropoda; Insecta; Hemiptera; Delphacidae
Gene: PQBP1
Product: polyglutamine-binding protein 1
Exons: 1
Coding region: 751-1656 (301 amino acids)
Biological process (GO): alternative mRNA splicing, via spliceosome
Cellular component (GO): nuclear body; cytoplasm
Molecular function (GO): protein binding; ribonucleoprotein complex binding
Source: RefSeq, a predicted model, not a curated record
GAAAAGAUGAUUGUGUUCAACAUAAACAUAGCAAUUUCGACGUGAUAACAUGAAUGAAAAUUGACAGUUUAUACACCAAAAUCUUCGUUUACACUUGGCGAACCAGAAUAGUCAAUUACAUUUUAGUGUUCAACUCAAUUUUAGUAAGUAAAGUUAAUUUCAAAGAUAAGCGAUCACAACGUUACAUCUAACCUAAAGAUGGCGGCCAUUCUUCAACACAAAAACAAAGGGUCACAAAGCCAAGAACAUGUAGUCUCGUAGUCUCGAACCCAAAAUACAUCUUUCCUAGAUUAGUAUAAAAAUUAUGGAAUUGAAAUUUUUACAGUGUUUUCAAUUUGAACAAAUAAAAAAUAUUAGGAAAAAUCUAAAAGAUCUAAAUAAAUAUGAUUUUAAUAUAGCUUGCUAAUAGAUGAGCUAUAAAAGAUCUUCAAGGACUUUUAUAUAACAGCAUUGGUAUCAACCACAUCCAGUCAAUAUCCAAGUAAAUAUAGAUUUAAAAACAAAUUUAUACAAGAAUUAUUAAUUUUAUUAUAGAUUGGUUCAUAAUAUGAACCAAAAUAAUAUAUUUUCAAUUUUAGAAAGUACUGCGCAUUAUAAUCAAAAUCAAGGUCAACGUAUUUUGGUCUGUGAGGUUGGUAUUGGCUUGCAAUUGAUUGAUAUUGAUGCAGGAAGUUCUCGAUUGGUUAUGUUUGUUGUGAUGUAAAAUAAUAAACGUACAGCUACAGUUUAUAAUCCUACCAAAGAACUAAUAUGACUCUUCCUAGCGCAUUAGCAGCUCGAUUAGCGAAACGAGGUCUAAUAAACAAGACAUCUACCAACAAUCCAGAAGAUAAAAAUGGAUCAGGCAACAUCAAUACCAGCGUCUCUGAGGUGGAAGAAGUGAUAGCCGAAGAUUAUGAUGACCAAGAAAAUCAAGGUAAUCUGCUAAAUAAACUCUCUACAAAAUUAGUAGAUUACGAUGUUGAGGAUUUCAUCACUUCUGUUUAUGAAGAGAAAAAGUUUUUGGGAUAUCCAGGGUGUCCAAACAAAUACAAUAUCUACCAUGAAUGUACCAUUGGUUGUAAGGAGUUGUGGAAGGAUGGAAUAUCGGAGCCGGACCCAAAGUACUUGAAACGUAAAACGGCCAUGUUACUCAAAUAUCCAUUACCUAGUCACUGGAAAGAGAUUUACGACCCAGGAACAGGACGACAUUACUACUGGGAGACUGACAGUGAUGCUGUUUCGUGGUUGCCCCCUACCCAUCCCAAAGCAGUCAUCUCUGAAUCAGCGGCGGCACUUAGAGAACAAGAACACUACAAGAAUAACGAUGUCGACAUGGAGAAAGAUGAAAACAAAAGUGAAGGCAGUGAAGAAAGUUCGGACGAGAGUGAAGAUGAAACCACCCAGAUCGACGAAAAGCAACGCAAACGAGAGGCACUUGAAAAGCAGAGAUCAAGAGGAAGAAUGAAGAAGUUGGAAAAUGACCUGGAUCCCAUGGACCCAGCUGCUUAUUCGGAUAUUCCACGGGGGGGCUGGUCGGAUGGACUCGUCAGAGGCAAUGAGGCUAAAACUGGAGCUGAUGUGACUGCUGCUGGACCUCUCUAUCAGAUGCGACCAUAUCCCAACCCUGGAGCAGUAUUAAGGGCUAAUUCAAACAAAAAGCCACCACCGGUUUAAACAUUUCCGCAAGUAUAGUAUUUGGUAUAAGACUAUUUAGUGACAAAAAUGAACUUUUACAACUUGUUCAAAUCCAACUACAAACUCAAGAACAGUGACAGUGUCACAUUUUCAAAAGUAUUUUCUAAUUAAAUACUGAAUGUUUUUCUUUAAAUUAAA